UUACGGAGCCACGGGAGCCAGGUCCUUCCCGGCCUUUGACCUGCUUUGGCGGAGCGCCAGUUCCGCGGGAGACCUGCUGGCCUGCAGGCCGCGCCGGGCCACGAAGAUCCCCUCCUGCCGGGAGCAACUGCACCGAGACUGUGGCCGGCCGCCCCGUAUCCUUCAGAGAGGAAGAGCCCGCUCCUGCCGCCCCACCAGGGUCGCGUCCCCAAGCGGCAGGGCACUGGACCUGGCAGCCCGACUCCGGCCUCCACUUCCCGGCGCCGUGGCCCCCCCGCCCCUCUCCAGUAGGCCACGCCCCUCGGCGGCUCCCGCGCCUUUCUCUGACGUCAGGCCCCGCCCCGGCCCCGCCCCGUGCCCGCCCUCCGCAGCCUGAGUGGCUUCGCCUGAGGCGGCGGCUGGGGAGGCAGCUGAGGCAGCUGAGGCGGCGGCGGUGACGGGGGCUGCGGUCGCCGACCCUGCGGACGGCGGUCCGCUGUCUGUCAGCUUCCGUCCCGGAGCGGCGGGCGAUGGUGCGGCGGAGCGCGCGGACGCGGGCGGCGCGGCGGCGGGCAUGAGGGAGGAUGGAAGGGCAGGACGAGGUGUCGGCGCGGGAGCAGCACUUCCACAGCCAAGUGCGGGAGUCCACGAUAUGUUUCCUUCUUUUUGCCAUUCUCUACAUUGUUUCUUACUUCAUCAUCAGAAGAUACAAGAGAAAAUCAGAUGAACAAGAAGAUGAAGAUGCCAUAGUCAACAGGAUUUCGUUGUUUCUGAGCACGUUCACCCUGGCGGUGUCAGCCGGGGCUGUUCUGCUCUUACCCUUUUCAAUAAUCAGCAAUGAAAUCCUGCUUUCUUUUCCUCAAAACUACUAUAUUCAGUGGCUAAAUGGCUCCCUGAUUCAUGGCUUGUGGAAUCUUGCUUCUCUCUUUUCCAACCUUUGUUUAUUUGUGUUGAUGCCCUUUGCCUUUUUCUUUCUGGAAUCAGAAGGUUUUGCUGGCCUGAAAAAGGGCAUCCGAGCCCGCAUUUUAGAAACUCUGGUCAUGCUCGUCCUUCUUGCACUCCUUAUCCUCGGGAUAGUGUGGGUAGCCUCAGCGCUCGUUGACAAGGACGCGGCCAGCAUGGAGUCUUUGUAUGAUCUCUGGGAGUUCUACCUACCCUAUUUAUAUUCCUGUAUAUCUCUGAUGGGAUGUUUGUUACUUCUCUUGUGUACCCCCGUUGGCCUUUCCCGCAUGUUCACAGUGAUGGGUCAGUUGCUGGUGAAGCCAACAAUUCUUGAAGACCUGGAUGAACAGAUUUAUAUUAUUACCCUAGAGGAGGAAGCACUCCAGAGACGACUAAAUGGACUGUCUUCGUCAGUGGAAUACAAUAUAAUGGAGUUGGAACAAGAACUUGAAAAUGUGAAGACUCUUAAGACAAAAUUAGAGAGGCGAAAAAAAGCUUCAGCAUGGGAAAGAAAUUUGGUGUAUCCUGCUGUUAUGGUUCUCCUUCUAAUUGAGACAUCCAUCUCGGUCCUCUUGGUGGCUUGUAAUAUUCUUUGCCUGUUGGUUGAUGAAACAGCCAUGCCAAAGGGAACAAGGGGUCCUGGAAUAGGAAAUGCUUCUCUUUCUGCUUUUGGUUUUGUGGGAGCUGCACUUGAAAUCAUUUUGAUUUUCUAUCUUAUGGUAUCCUCUGUUGUCGGUUUCUAUAGCCUGCGAUUUUUUGGAAAUUUUAUUCCCAAGAAGGAUGACACAACUAUGACAAAGAUCAUUGGGAAUUGUGUGUCCAUCUUGGUCUUGAGCUCUGCACUGCCUGUGAUGUCAAGAACACUGGGAAUCACUAGAUUUGAUCUACUUGGAGACUUUGGAAGGUUUAAUUGGCUGGGAAAUUUCUAUAUUGUAUUAUCCUACAAUUUGCUUUUUGCUAUUGUGACAACAUUGUGUCUGGUCAGAAAAUUCACCUCUGCUGUGCGAGAAGAACUUUUCAAGGCCCUAGGGCUUCAUAAGCUCCACUUAUCAGAUCCUUCAAGGGAUUCAGAAACAUCAAAGCCAUCUGCAAACGGGCAUCACAAAGCGCUGUGAGACACGCAGCAGCACUCCGCGAGCCAGGACCCGGGAGCCCCACACUCCCGACGUCCCCGCCGGUCCGAAAUGACGCGCACUGACUGGGCUUCACAUUCAGGGCCGGGGCCUGGCAGCACCGUUUCUUUCAUAACCUCCUGAGAACUUGGCCGCCACAGGCCUCCUCCUUUAGCCGCGUGAAGGACCCCACAGUUUCCAGCCAGACGCGGCUCCGUAGGGCAGCACAUUCUUCUGGGGACACAUUCGCUUGCAUCAGUUGAUACAAUCACCAAUAUGGGAAUGUCAGAAAAGGCAGACUUGGGGGCUUUCUAAGAAUUCAGUUCAAUCCCAUUAUAUAUUUUAUUCAGAAUGGAGAAGGCAUCAUGAAAGGCAUCCUUGGUAUUUGGAUGUGAAGUGAAGGCCUCCCAAAAAAAGCAGGUUUCCGGCGCCGUCGUUGCAGUGGGUGCAUUGGAGCAGUAGUGCGCAAAGCUGUUGUUCACAUCCUUAAAGAAAAAGACAAGCGUGUAGUUCUGGUUUAUGUUUCAGAAUGAUACGAUUGCACUUUGGGUCAAGGGAAAAAUACGAAAUUCUUUUGAAAACCUGAUCCGCGAUAGAACAGCAUGGGAAACCUUCCACUGUACGGAGUGUGGUCAGCUACGUAGGAAGUAUUCUGUGAUCCUAGUUCUCUGACAUCUUAUGUGUGUAGAAUUCAGUAUUACCUCUCGUAACAUAGUUGCCGGUGUCGAAUACACUUGUAACUUAGAUUUUGCCUUAUAGGCUAUAUGUACACUCAAUUUUUUUAAGCUUUUUUUCUAAAGUCUCUCAGUUCCUUGUUCUCCUGUGUCCAUUAUGAAACUACAAAUGCUCUGUGGUAGAAACCCCUUCUGUCAACACAUUCUUCAGGCCUGGGCUCCUUUUGUAUAUGCCAGUUUAAACCUCAGACUCACUAAAGUUACCAGUUUGACACCCAGGUGCACAGUAUCAGCAUUCAUGAUGUAAGAAUAGUUUUUCAGUGUUUCAUGAUCUGAUAAUCAUUCAGUUACUAAGUUGUAAAUAAUUCUGGGGGUGGCUUCUUGACAUUAAGUCCACUGCAUAAAAACUGUAAAAUUGUACUCUGUGUUACCAUCCAUCCCCUAGGAUAGAGUACUGGAAAUCGUGCAUGCAGAAAUAAGAGGUGAGCCCCUUUGCACACACUUCGUAGUUACAUAGUCUCUAUAAAUACCUAUGUUCACCUGCACUAUGUGUAUGGCAACAGAUUGUCUGUGUUCAGACAAAAGUAAAAGAACAUUUUUCUCAAAUUGUUGAGUUUAAAGGGGCUUUUUUUUUGGAGAAAUUUAUGAAAAUCAGGCUGUAUAUACUUGACAUAAAAAAUUUCCACUUAGAGCCAAAAUAAUAAGAAAAUUUUAUCUGUGUAAUCCUAAAUUCCAUUGUGUACACCUCUCCUUUAUUUACACCUCUGCAUUUCCUUCCGAGCUUCUCUGCUCAUUAAAAUACAGUCCAGUUUUAAAAUAAAAGAACAUUUUGUGAUUCUAAACAACACUCCGUAAAUUGGUGAAUCUCUCCACAUAGGAUCUGCAUACUGAGAAAAUUAAUAGAAGUUGGCCAUUUCCUAAUUUCAGUGGUAGUUACACCUAUUUAAACAUUAAUUGCAGGCUAUGGUUUUUCUGAAAUUUGCUUGCAAUCCAUAUUUUGAGCAAACUAGGUCAAGGGGAGAAGAAAAAGAAAGUUCUUUACAUAAAAGAACCUCACUUGUAACUUACACUGGUUUCUGGGCACAUCCAUAGGAAGUUCUUGGGUAUUUGUAAGAUGUCUGAAAAUUUCUGAGUAAAAUAUUAAACUUUUCAAUGUCUGUAUCAGUUCUUUGUUCAUUUGAAAGUUUCUUUCCAUUGGAAAACUUAGGCUCGGUUUGGAUUAGUAAACAGUGGAAUGUACUAUAAAUUCUUAUAGCUGUUACCGGGGGCAUCCUCACUGCUUUUGAGACAGGAUACAGCUCACGUGGAGGGACGGUUGGAACCUUGGGUCCCAGACGCCUUCUGUGGGGACAAGUGCAGGUGAUUACACACCGUUUGCUGCGUGAGUGCUACAGCGUGGGGUUCCGCAAAGAGUUUAUUCCUGGUGACGUACGCAGGAGUCUUCCUCUUGAGUGAGAGACUUAGUCUGAACACAGAUGCUUCCCUUGGACACACUGGAGGCUGCACGAGGCCACAACAGAAAUGGGUGGCAGCACACUAAGGCCAAGCACUUGAAGUCUGGUAAGCACAGGAGCACUUCAAGCCUUUCAUUCGUUGUAGUUGUGCUGGCGAAGGAGGAGGCAGGUGGCCUGUGCCCACGGUUAGGGCGGCCCCAGGGAUGGCCCCGGUGUUCUCACUGGGUGCAGGGCAUCUAGGUGACUGUGUGAAGUCAGACGCUCUGUUGACUCUUUCUCACCUUAGGAUCCACUUGAAGGGGCCUUAGACACUGUAGUUAAACAGUUUCUGGAGGCGACUUACCAACUCUAAAUGUUAAUUGGUUCCGCAGUACUCAUUUUGAAAUUCUAAGUUUUAUGGAUGAUAACAUUUGUAAUUUUUACUGACUUUUCCAAGAUAUUUCUUAGAUUCAGUAUUUACUUAGCUUUACAUAUAUUCUUUAUAAAAACAGACCUGCUCUAAGAGAAGAGGCUGUGUAAAAAUUGCACAUACAUGCACACUCACACGUGCGCACACACACGCAGCUACUUCAGGCCACACCAUGAGGCUGACUGAUCACUGGAUGAGAAUGAAGUCUUCUGCAUGGUUUGACUCUUGCAUGUGAUCGAGGAGUGCACCUUGCGCCCCCGUUCUCAGGGGCUUGGACAUCAGCCUUGCCUUGCUGGAGCACAGUAGACCUGUGUGUGCGCCCAUAACCACUUAAGCUGCCCGCAGGACAAGCUCACGUCCUUUGAAAACCCUGUGUGGUUUUCUUUGAUAGCACAGUAUUUAAUGUAUAAAGGCAGAGUUCUUAAAAUAAUUUUUUAAAAAUAGGAGUAUAUAUGCAGUACUGACUUAAAGACUGGUGUGUUGCUUUAAAAAUAAUGUUUAGAUGCACUGGUAUAUUUUGUUUACAGAGUGUUUUGUUUACAAAUCAUCUGUUGGCCUUGUUUGUUUCUAUGAGAUACUUUUAGUGUGACUUUAAAUGUCUUAGAAAUUAAAAUUUUACAAAAAGUGA
This is a messenger RNA of Lutra lutra (Eurasian river otter), 5198 nucleotides long. It is a transcript of the gene LMBR1, whose product is annotated as limb development membrane protein 1. Bases 564 to 2036 code for a protein of 490 amino acids. Gene Ontology annotation, molecular function: transmembrane signaling receptor activity. The transcript is spliced from 18 exons. Gene Ontology annotation, biological process: signal transduction. Lineage: Eukaryota; Metazoa; Chordata; Mammalia; Carnivora; Mustelidae. The record is from RefSeq and is a predicted model, not a curated record.